Populus trichocarpa (black cottonwood) is the source of this 1503-nucleotide messenger RNA. RefSeq names its product plastid division protein CDP1, chloroplastic. Gene Ontology annotation, biological process: chloroplast fission. NCBI's taxonomy places the organism in Eukaryota, Viridiplantae, Streptophyta, Magnoliopsida, Malpighiales, Salicaceae. The record is from RefSeq and is a predicted model, not a curated record. Bases 707 to 1417 code for a protein of 236 amino acids. Gene Ontology annotation, cellular component: chloroplast inner membrane. The transcript is spliced from 6 exons.
AGGAUGAAAUCGCACAAAAAGCUGCAAAAACUUUGACAAAGCAACGGUUCUCUAGAUCUCACUGCCUCGUUAGUCUAAUCUAUUUCUCUCAUAUUUAACGAACAAAUCUUAAUUUAAUUGACAAAAUCAAAGCCCAUAAUCUCUCCCCUCCUUCCUCCAAAAAUUCAAGCGUUUCUACCAUCAUCUCCAAUAUAGCAGCAGCUGCUGCACUAAGCCACUACUAGCAGCUGCAGCUUUUCAUGGUUUAGCAAGAAGGAAAAAUGGCAGUGUCUAAUUUGAAUCUGACUCCGACGAUUCUUUCUUCCUUUUCUUCUUCUCGUUGCUGUUACUGUUAUUUAUAUCGAAAUCCCGAAUCAGUUUUAACAGAAAAAGCGAUUGUCCAAAACGCUCUCUGAUUUGUUCGGGUUUUGUUAAAAAAACUGCUUCCUCCUCCUCCUUUGGAAUUGGAGUAUCUGUUUCCAGGUUUUCGAGAAAGAGUGAUUUCGAAUCCAACAACAGCAAGUGGAUUUUGAAUGCCACUACUGAUACUCGCAUUCUUGACAAUGCCGCGGCUACAGCCACUGUUGAAAUCCCCGUCACUUGUUAUCAGUUGAAUGAAGUGGCAGGUUGUUGGUGUUCCUGAUAAGGCAGAGAAGGAUGAGAUUGUUAAGUCGGUGAUGCAAUUGAAAAAUGCUCAAAGGAAGAGGGUUAUACCUUGGAUGCUGUUAUGUCUCGGCAAGAUCUUCUAAUGGAUGCAAGGGAUAAGCUUCUUUUUGAACCAGAAUAUGCUGGGAAUGUGAGGGAGAAGAUCCCACCUAAAUCCUCUCUGCGAAUUCCAUGGGCUUGGUUGUCUGGUGCCCUUUGCCUGCUUCAAGAGGUUGGGGAAGAGAAGCUGGUGCUGGAUAUUGGCCGAGCAGCUCUCCAGCAUCCAGAUGCUAAGCCAUAUUCUCAUGAUGUGCUUCUAUCCAUGGCAUUGGCAGAGUGUGCAAUUGCGAAGAUUGGUUUUGAGAGGAACAAAGUGUCCCUCGGAUUUGAAGCUCUUGCUCGUGCCCGGUGUCUUCUUAGUUGUAAAAUCUCACUUGGCAAGAUGGCAUUACUAUCUCAGAUAGAAGAAUCUCUGGAGGAGCUUGCACCUGCCUGCACAUUGGAAUUAUUAGGCAUGCUGCACUCUCCUGAAAAUGCAGAACGGAGACGAGGAGCGAUUGCUGCCCUGCGUGAAUUGCUGAGGCAGGGCCUUGACGUGGAAACAUCAUGCAGAGUCCAAGAUUGGCCAUGUUUUCUGAGCCAAGCACUUAACAGACUCAUGGCUACAGAAAUAGUUGACUUGAUCAUGCGUAACUUGUAUGAAAUUUAUGCAUUUUUUUUUAUGAUAAAGUUAAUGGUAAAAUCGCGUGCCUUUAAAAAAACAAGUAAAAUGGCAUUUAAAUUAGUCUUGUGAUUACAUUCUGCAUAAAUUAGCAAUACAACUAAAAACACGUGGAGUUGAUUCAUAUAAAUAAUGAACCAAGUUAAUACAUUUUCUUA